This is a messenger RNA of Ictalurus furcatus (blue catfish), 2415 nucleotides long. RefSeq names its product lysine methyltransferase 5Aa (gene kmt5aa). Gene Ontology annotation, molecular function: histone H4K20 methyltransferase activity; protein binding. The transcript is spliced from 7 exons. The coding region runs from base 870 to 1811 and encodes 313 amino acids. Lineage: Eukaryota; Metazoa; Chordata; Actinopteri; Siluriformes; Ictaluridae. The record is from RefSeq and is a predicted model, not a curated record.
GCCAGGGUCGGGGGUUCAACUCCCGCCGCUUUCUUGUGUGUGCAGAGUUUGCAUGUUCUCCCCUUGCUGCGGGGGUUUCCUCCCCCAGUCCAAACACAUGCAUAGUAGGUUGAUUAGCAUACCCAAAGUGUCCGUAGUGUAUGAAUGGGUGUGUGUCCUGUCCAGGGUGUACCCCGCCUUGUGCCCUAUGCUCCUUGGGAUAGUCUCCAGGUUCCCCUUGACCCUGGAGGAUAAGUGGUAUAGAAGAUGGAUGGAUGGAAUUCAGUUUCAGACAGCAUGAUAUAAAUGCAAAAUGAUAACAUUCACAUUCAGAUUUUUGCAUUCGGUUCAAAUUUCUAAUGGCAGGAUUGUAAUACACCUGAUCCAACUAAUCAGCUAAUGAUAAUCCCAGACUAAAGCGUGCAGGACAUGAGUUUCUCUCAGGAAAAAAAAGUCUUCAGUGUGUGUGUACAGAUGUAUAUUCUAGUAAACUCAACUCUUUGACCAAAUGAGGAAUAAAAUGGAGGGAAAUGUGAAGCAGAGCAGGGAUAACAGCACACUGAACAGCGCCACCUGUCGGGGAUUCAUUUCGCAGCUCCUCCGGAAAAAGCCAUUUAAGCGCUCACAUGGUCUCCUUCCCUUCAAUGACUUCAAAAGUAGAAACAUGGCGGCGUGGAAGUGAAAGACUGGCUCGGUACUGCAAAUGAAACAGCAAAAAAAAAGUUUGUUCGCCUGGAAAGACGAAUUUUCGUAAGUAACACUGGAAUGAAUGUCACCUUUCUGCACCGUGUGGACGCGGAAAAGUGUGGCUAUAAAACAAGGUUUUUGCUCGCCUGAUAAACGCAAAACCCACAACCUCGCUGAAACCCAGCAGGAUAAAGACGACUGAAAUGAACCGGGAAAUCUUAUGCAAUGGACAUUCUACACUUCACAGUUUUUUGAGCCACCAGCCCUCAAAGGCACCACAUCAUGAGGAGAUCUCUGUCCAGGUCAUCCAAGAUGGGAAAUCCUCAAGGAUAUUUUGCACACAGACCGAGACUCAAAAGAAUUUCAAAAGACCCAGUACUGUAAAUGGAGAGAUCAUUUUCCCCACAAUGGCUGUGAAUGAAGACCUCCAAACUUUAACACACAAAGCAGAGGAAAAGAGCAGACCGCUGCAGCGUAUGCAGGCCCAUUUUCUUUCACCAGCUGAAGUCACUCCAGAAAUCAAAAACACUCACCCAGCCUGUUCGAGGAAGGCAGGCUGCCGUAAAAUCAAAGUGAGGAAGUCUUCACGGAAAGUUGCAGAGAGCAAGAAUUUCAAUAAUCGAAAGGUCACUGAUUACUAUCCCAUACGGAGAAGCUCACGGAAAAGCAAAACUGAAUUAAAGUGUGAACAGAAGAAACAUCUAGAUGAGCUGAUCACAAAAGGGAUAGAGAAUGGAAUGAUGGUGAAGUACAUAGAAGGAAAGGGAAGAGGAGUUUUCGCCACCCAAAGCUUCCAGAAAGGGCAGUAUGUAGUGGAGUAUCACGGCGACCUGUUGCUGAAAACCGAUGCCAAAAAACGGGAGGCUGUAUACGCACAAGACGCUGCUACAGGCUGCUACAUGUAUUACUUCCAGUAUCUCAGCAAAACAUACUGUGUGGAUGCCACGAAGGAAACCGACCGUUUGGGAAGACUCCUCAAUCACAGUAAGAAUGGCAACUGUCAGACCAAACUCCAUGACAUCAAUGGAAUACCUCACCUGAUCCUCGUGGCCUCUCGAGAUAUAGAGGAGGGAGAGGAGCUGCUGUACGACUACGGAGACCGAAGUAAAGCCUCUAUAGCCGCUCACCCUUGGCUCAAACACUGAUGGAUUCUGAAAAGGGAACAGCUUGUUUCUUAAAUCCAGUUUUUAAUGUCAUAUAUCAUUUUUUUUUGGCCUUAGCAAACUGAGAAUGUUUAGGGGGUAGUACUUGUUUGGGUGUGUUAAUCAGUGACUUAAACACAGUUAGGUUACGGUACAUAUUCCACAUGUCCUACAUGACGAUACUUUUAAAAAUAUUUAUCCUGGAAAUUACGACAUGCUAGUUUUUGUUGUUUUUUUUGUAUAUUUUAUAUACUUGUAGGGCAGUGCUUCCAAAGCAUGCAGUUAUAGUCAAACUUUCUGCAUUUUUAUAAGGAGUUUUCUUAAGCCAAUGUAUAGUAGUUAGUGGCUUAGCAAUAACUAUUUAUGAUGUGCAAAUGAUUCUGUGGAACGCAAGUGAUGCUUAGAGCUAUGUUUUAAAAGCUGGAAGGUUCCCCCUCCCCUCCUUCGACUUUAAUUUGGAGUCUUACAGUUUUACAAUGUCGCGUGUGAUGUAAUGGAUUUUGAAAAAAAUAUCUGAACUGCUUUUUGAGUGUUCAGUAUGAAAUGACCCAAGUGUGAGUAUUGUCUAUGCUGGGAUGGACGCGUUUAAUAAAAUGAUUUUAUGCAA